AGGCGUCCUUUCCUCCUCAGGACGCGAAGCCGUAACUACUGUGACCGUGGAGGAGACGCCGCCGCCGCCGCCGCCAUUAUUAAUAUUAUUGUUACUAUUAUUAUUGUGAGGGCUGGUGACGCCUCCUCAGCCAUGGCUUCGACUUCGUGGGCGCCGAAGGUCUUUCGUUUACUAGGGGGUCUCAAAAGCCAAAAACAGGUGACCAGAAGUUUUGGUACUUCUGUUCAGACAGUAACUUUGAUCCCAGGAGAUGGUAUUGGACCUGAAAUAUCUAAUGCUGUUAGGGAGAUUUUUGAGGCCGCAAAGGCUCCUGUUCAGUUCGAAGAAAGAAACGUGUCUGCGAUCCAAGGACCAGGAGGGAGAUGGAUGAUCCCUCAAGAUGCCAAGGAAUCCAUGGACAAGAACAAGAUAGGACUGAAAGGCCCUUUGAAAACACCGAUCGCUGCUGGCCACCCGUCGAUGAACCUGUUGCUCCGUAAAACGUUCGACCUUUAUGCAAAUAUCCGUCCCUACGUGUCAAUCGAAGGCUACAAAACCCCGUAUGCAGACGUUGAUAUUGUCACAAUACGGGAGAACACAGAAGGCGAAUAUAGUGGAAUUGAACAUGUGAUUGUUGAUGGCGUUGUACAGAGUAUCAAACUCAUCACGGAAGAUGCAAGCAAACGCAUUGCUGACUUUGCUUUUGAAUAUGCCAGAAACAAUCAGAGAAGCAAAGUUACAGCCGUGCAUAAAGCAAACAUUAUGCGAAUGUCUGAUGGAUUGUUCCUGAGGAAAUGCAGGGAAGCAGCAGAAAAUUGUAAAGAUAUUAAAUUUAAUGAAAUGUAUCUCGACACUGUGUGUCUGAAUAUGGUGCAAGAUCCCUCAAAGUUUGAUGUCCUUGUUAUGCCAAAUUUGUAUGGUGACAUCUUGAGUGACUUGUGUGCAGGAUUGAUUGGAGGCCUUGGGGUCACACCAAGCGGGAACAUUGGUGCUAAUGGGGUUGCAAUAUUUGAAUCGGUUCAUGGCACAGCUCCUGAUAUUGCUGGGAAAGACUUGGCAAAUCCGACAGCCCUUCUCUUGAGUGCGGUUAUGAUGCUGCGGCACAUGGGAAUGCAAGAAUAUGCCAACAAAAUAGAGUCUGCAUGCUUCGCUACAAUUAAAGAUGGAAAGGUUUUGACCAAAGAUUUGGGAGGCAACGCCAAGUGUUCAGAGUUCACAGCAGAGAUCUGCCGCAGAGUGAAGUCAGAGGAAUAAAACCUCUUCAUAUCAUAUUGAUUCCAGUCACUCCUGAUGGAUGCUGUUACUCAAACCCAUUCGCUGUCUGCAGAGUAUUUCCAUUUUGUUUGCCUUUCUCUAAGUCUAGAGGAAAGCAAACUUUUAAAGAUGGCCCCUUUUUGUUAAAUAAAUUCAGCCCAAGGGAUUCUUGUGCCUGGUUUUUGUGCACACUUUCCAAAUAUUUGUCUUCCUUAUUUAUUACACUUUUCUUUUCUUGGUAAAAACAAAUAUCUGUUAGCAAAUACUGCAUGAAGUGUUCAAAUGUCUUUGAAACCUUCUGCUUUUGGAAACACUGGAUGUUAAGUCCCCAGACAACAAGAAGAGUGUGUGUGUGUUUAAAAAAUCAGGGCAAUUUUAACGGAAGCACUACCUAUUUGGGCAAUCUAUUAUCCAUGAUGAAUGUAGAAAGCUUUUCAGUGUUUUAAAAGCACAAGACCUUUUUGUUACUAUUAAUAAGUACUUUCCAUUUCCCACUGGCACCUGAAAGCUGCCCUUUGAAAGCAUCAAUAAAGACAUUUUAAACUGUGGAAACAUUAAAUAAGUUACAGCUAUUGUAGAUAAAAUGCUAGAUGUCCAAACUUUGAGGCUGAAGGGAUACUGUUAAUAGUAAAAGAACCAGAUGUCCCAUUAGACACACCUUUUAUCACUUGCUCUGGCAUCCUUCAGUGAUAUGUGGAUUUUGAUCUGCCGCAGCUUGAAAAGGGAAUGUUAAUGCUUUUCUGUUUAGAUGAACACCAAAUAUAUGUAUCUGAAAGCCUUUUCUAUUGUGCUUGAAGUUAUAUAGAUAAUAUAUAUGGUUUACAUUUAAAUGUUGCUAUUCUGUAAUUAUUGGAUUGCAAGCCACUCAAACAGAAGACAAUUAAAACAGGCACUAUAUGUGAUGAGGGAUGUGUAGUUGCCACUAAAAACAGCAACUCUGUAUCUCCUCAAUGAUAUUUAACCAUUCAAAAUGAAUGGCGUGGCAUCAUUGUUGUGAAGGGUUUCUUUCUCCACCUCACAUGCCACACAGCAGAUGAAAGGUAACCAGAGACAAGGAAAUUUAAACCAUCAUGGAAUUUUUCUGGAGGAGAUGUGGGGAUAUUGUGUCUAUUGGCAUCUGUACAUUUUCCAGCAUUUGCAGUUGCUGCCUUAGUAAAAGGAAAUGUACAAAUUGUUAGGCUUUGCCUGAAAGAUGUUGGAAGUCAUAAUUUGCUUUCCUCUGCGCAUUAUGUUGUGGGCAUUGUGUGGCAGAUCUUGGCCAUUCCAUGCCCAAAUUUCCCUCCAUUGUGUGUGAUGUCCUCCUUGUUUGUAUCCAAGGGCUGAUACAAAGAGGUACUUUUAAGCCUUUGGGUAGCCAACGGCUGCCUACCUUGCUGGGUUUUGUUCCCCGCGUGUUGAAUAAAACCACGCAGGAUUGCUUUGCCUUGUCAUUGCAGUUCCCUGUUGGGCGUUGGAACACCUAAGAGAUAGUCAUGAGAACAGUAAGGUUUUGGGAAGCUUGUUCUUUUUUCAUGUGUUUGCUUUUGCACUGAGAGAUGUUUUGUACCAUAUAGUAACUCUUUCAUCUCUCAAUGUGAGCUUCUCCGAACCUGGGAACAGAGCUCUUGCUUGAACUGAAUGUGUAUACUUUUGCUGCUGCUACUGUCUGUCUCUUGGAUUGUACAAAGUGACUGGGAUUACCUUUUGCGCACAAAAGUGAGGAAUAAAGACCUCCAAAAGCCA
Sceloporus undulatus (fence lizard) is the source of this 2955-nucleotide messenger RNA. It is a transcript of the gene IDH3A, whose product is annotated as isocitrate dehydrogenase (NAD(+)) 3 catalytic subunit alpha. The record is from RefSeq and is a predicted model, not a curated record. Gene Ontology annotation, molecular function: NAD binding; magnesium ion binding; isocitrate dehydrogenase (NAD+) activity. The transcript is spliced from 11 exons. The coding region runs from base 133 to 1233 and encodes 366 amino acids. Gene Ontology annotation, biological process: isocitrate metabolic process; tricarboxylic acid cycle. NCBI's taxonomy places the organism in Eukaryota, Metazoa, Chordata, Lepidosauria, Squamata, Phrynosomatidae. Gene Ontology annotation, cellular component: mitochondrion.